AUGAGUGUUCCAGAUUACAUGCAGUGUGCUGAGGACCACCAAACUCUCCUUGUUGUGGUACAACCAGUAGGCAUUGUCUCGGAGGAAAAUUUCUUCAGGAUUUACAAAAGAAUUUCAUCUGUGAGCCAGAUAAAUGUUCGAGAUUCACAACGAGUAUUGUACAUACGCUACAGACAUCAUUAUCCCCCUGAGAACAAUGAAUGGGGAGAUUUCCAAACCCACCGAAAAGUCGUGGGCCUCAUCACAGUAACAGAUUGCUUCUCUGCGAAAGACUGGCCACAAACCUUUGAGAAGUUCCAUGUCCAGAAGGAAAUUUAUGGUUCCACACUCUAUGAUUCCCGGUUGUUUGUUUUUGGACUUCAGGGUGAAAUUGCAGAGCAACCUCGGACAGAUGUGGCAUUUUAUCCCAAUUAUGAUGAAUGUGACUCAGUAGAGAAGAGAAUUGAGGAUUUCAUUGAAUCCCUUUUUAUUGUGUUGGAAUCCAAGCGUCUAGAUAGAGCCACUGACAAGUCUGGAGAUAAGAUUCCUCUCUUGUGUGUACCUUUUGAAAAGAAGGACUUUGUAGGAUUGGACACAGAUAGCAGUAUGUUGUUGGGUCUGAAAAGACACUAUAAGAAGCGGUGUCAAGGGCGGAUGAGGAAACAUGUUGGUGACUUAUGCCUUCAGGCAGGGAUGCUACAGGAUUCCUUGGUUCAUUACCACAUGUCUGUGGAGCUUCUGCGGUCUGUGAAUGACUUUUUAUGGCUUGGAGCUGCCCUUGAAGGCUUGUGCUCUGCGUCUGUUAUCUAUCAUUAUCCUGGUGGUACAGGAGGCAAAGCUGGAGUUCGAAGGCUGCAAGGUAGCUCGCUUCCUGCUGAUUCAGGCAACCGGCACCGACCAGGGGCACAAGAAGUUCUCAUUGAUCCAGGUGCUCUUACUACCAAUGGUAUAAAUGCAGACACCAGUACCGAAAUAGGACGUGCCAAGAAUUGUCUUAGCCCUGAAGACAUCAUUGAUAAAUAUAAAGAAGCAAUUUCUUAUUAUAGCAAGUAUAAGAAUGCUGGUGUAAUUGAAUUGGAAGCUUGUGUCAAAGCAGUGAGAGUCCUUGCAAUUCAGAAGAGGAGCAUGGAAGCAUCAGAAUUUCUCCAGAAUGCUGUUUAUAUCAACCUUCGCCAGCUUUCAGAAGAAGAGAAAAUCCAGCGUUACAGUAUCCUUUCUGAGCUCUAUGAACUAAUUGGUUUCCAUCGCAAAUCUGCUUUCUUCAAACGAGUAGCUGCAAUGCAAUGUGUGGCCCCCAGUAUUGCUGAGCCUGGAUGGAGGGCUUGCUACAAACUCCUUUUAGAGACUCUUCCUGGCUAUAGUUUGUCAUUGGAUCCUAAGGAUUUCAACAAAGGAACUCACAGAGGAUGGGCAGCAGUGCAGAUGCGCUUGCUUCAUGAAUUAGUGUAUGCCUCCAGAAGAAUGGGGAAUCCUGCACUCUCAGUCAGACACUUGUCCUUCCUUUUACAGACCAUGCUGGAUUUUUUGUCUGAUCAGGAGAAGAAAGAUGUGACACAGAGCUUAGAAAGCUACACUUCAAAAUGCCCGGGUACAAUGGAACUUAUCUCUCUCCCAGAUGGACUAAACUUGCCUCCUGUCCCAUUUACGAAACUUCCCAUUGUAAGAAGAAUAAAAUUGCUAAAUGUUCCUGGUUCAAUGUGUCCCUAUUGUCUGAAGACCUUGAUGUCUAUCUAUGCUGAACUCAGCUAUUUCCAGUGGGUUCAGGGAGAUGUUUGCGAAGUCCAGCUGAUGGUGUAUAAUCCAAUGCCCUUUGAACUCCGUGUGGAAAAUAUGGGUCUCCUCACAAGUGGAGUGGAAUUUGAAUCUCUUCCUGCAGCUCUUUCUCUCCCUGCUGAAUCUGGACUUUAUCCAGUGACACUAGUUGGUGUCCCUCAGAGUACAGGACAGAUUACUAUUAAUGUUUUGAAAUCAAACAAAAAAUACUAUAAGCAACUCAAAAGAAAGAGUUCAAGCAUCCCAAAGUCUGCCCGGACACUGCAGCCUGCUUCUGGGGAUGAAAUUUCCACUAAUGUGUCUGUUCAGCUUUAUAAUGGAGAGACCCAGCAACUUGACAUCAAAUUGGAAAACAUUGGAAGUGAACCUUUGGAGACAUUAGAAGUCACAUCAAAAAUUCUCACCACCAAAGAAAAGCUGUAUGGUGACUUUUUAAGUUGGAAACUGGAAGAAACACUUGCUCAGUUUCCCUUACAACCAGGAAAGACAGCAACAUUCACUGUAAAUAUCAAAGUGAAAUUAGAUUUCUCCUGUCAAGAGAAUCUUCUUCAAGAUCUCAAUGAUGAUGGAAUCAGCGUUAGUGGUCUUCCUCUUUCCAGUCCUUUUAGACAGGUUGUCAAGCCUCGAGUUGACAGCAAACCAGUGAAUCCCCCAGAAGGCAGCAAGUCUGGUGAUUUCAGUCAUGUAAAAACACUAGAAGCCAUCCUGAAUUUUAAGUACUCAGGGGGCCCGGGCCACAUUGAUGGAUAUUACAGGAACCUCUCCUUGGGAAUUCAUGUGGAAGCUGAGCCAUCUGUGUUUUUCACCCGAGUCAGUACAUUGCCUGCAACAAGUACCCGCCAAUGCCACCUGCUUCUGGAUGUAUUCAACUCCACAGAGCAUGAACUAACUAUCAGUGCUAAGAGCAAUGAAGAACUUAUUCUACAUGCUGGGGAAUGUCAAAGAAUGGCGAUUCAAGUAGACAAGUUCAACUUUGAGAGUAUCUCAGAAUCUCCUGCAGAAAUGACCCAGUUUACAAACCCCAAACAACUUGAAGAAGAGAGGCAGGAAGCUCGGGGUUUGGAGAUCAACAGCAAGUUAGACAUCCACUGGAAUAUCCCAUCUUUAAAGCGACAUGGGGAAGCAAGUGUUGAAGGAAUCCUCAAUCAGCUGGUCCUGGAGCAUCUCCAGUUGGCUCCUUUGCAGUGGGAUGUGCUCGUAGAUGGACAGCUAUGUGACUGUGAUGUUGUGGCAGACUGCCAAGUUGGUGACCCCAUCCCACUUGAAAUACGGCUAACCAACUGGAGCAAGCGAAAUGUGGGGCCCUUUGCCCUCACAGUGAUCCCCUAUCAAGACUACCAGAAUGGAGUGCACAACUAUGAGCUUCAGGAUGCCAUCACCUUCGUGGGCUCCAACACCUUUUACAUUGACUCAGUUCAGCCGAUGGAGAACUCUGUGUGCCUGGGUGCCCUCCUCUUCCUCUACACUGGUGACUUCUACCUAAAUAUCAAGUUCCACGAAGACAGCACCAGUAAGGAGCUUCCGCUGUCCUGGUUCUGCCUGCCCAGCGUCCACAUCCGAGCCCAAGGGCCUGACCUCCAAGCUUGAAAGCCAAGAUCAUAUGGGCUUAGGUAGACUGGAAACUGCCUUGCCCACAAGUCAUUUGGAUCCCACAUUGACAUUCGAACCCCUAUUUCUUCCCAAGGCUAAGCACCCAACAUCUUGAGAGGGGCAGUUGGAGAAGUCCAUCAUGGA
This is a messenger RNA of Gracilinanus agilis (Agile Gracile Mouse Opossum), 3486 nucleotides long. RefSeq names its product trafficking protein particle complex subunit 9 (gene TRAPPC9). Bases 1 to 3339 code for a protein of 1112 amino acids. Gene Ontology annotation, cellular component: trans-Golgi network. The transcript is spliced from 24 exons. NCBI's taxonomy places the organism in Eukaryota, Metazoa, Chordata, Mammalia, Didelphimorphia, Didelphidae. The record is from RefSeq and is a predicted model, not a curated record.